Molecule: messenger RNA, 927 nt
Organism: Ilyonectria robusta
Lineage: Eukaryota; Fungi; Ascomycota; Sordariomycetes; Hypocreales; Nectriaceae
Product: WD40-repeat-containing domain protein
Exons: 4
Coding region: 1-927 (308 amino acids)
Biological process (GO): COPII-coated vesicle budding; positive regulation of TOR signaling; protein import into nucleus
Cellular component (GO): nuclear pore outer ring; COPII vesicle coat
Molecular function (GO): structural molecule activity; protein binding
Source: RefSeq, a predicted model, not a curated record
AUGGCGGCGCAAGUCAUCUCCAACUCUGGUCAUGAUGACAUGAUUCUCCCGCAGCAUGAUGCUGUCCUCGACUACUACGGCCGCAAGCUGGCUACGUGCUCCAGCGACCGCACCAUCAAGAUCUUCGAAAUCGAGGGCGACUCCCAGCGCUUGAUCGAGACUCUCAAGGGCCACGAGGGUGCUGUUUGGUGCGUCUCCUGGGCGCAUCCCAAGUACGGCAACAUCCUGGCGUCGGCUGGCUACGACGGAAAGGUCUUCAUCUGGAAGGAGCACGGCGGCCAGACCAGCUCAUGGCAGCGCAUCUACGACUUCCCCUUGCACAAGGCCUCUGUCAACAUCGUGUCCUGGUCCCCCCACGAGGCCGGCUGCCUUUUGGCCUGCGCCUCCUCCGACGGCAACGUGAGCGUGCUCGAGUUCAAGGACAACGCCAUGGACCACACCACCUUCGCUGCCCACGGCCUCGGCGUCAACUCCGUCUCCUGGGCCCCGGCCACCACCCCCGGCAGCAUCGUUAGCAGCGCUCCCGGACCCGCCGCCAGCGGCAACCGACGGUUCGUCACCGGCGGCUGCGACAACGUGCUCAAGAUCUGGGCCUUUGACCCGGCUUCGCAGUCCUACAAGCAGGAGAGCGAGCCCCUGACUGGCCACUCCGACUGGGUCCGCGACGUCGCCUGGUCCCCCACCGUCCUGCAGAAGUCGUACAUCGCCUCUGCCUCCCAGGACAAGACGGUCCGCAUCUGGACCUCGGACGCCUCCAACCCCGGCCAGUGGGACUUCAAGGUGCUCAACUUCGAGGCGGCCGUGUGGCGCGUUAGCUGGUCGCUCAGCGGCAACGUACUCGCCGUCAGCAGCGCCGACAACAAGGUGUCGCUGUGGAAGGAGAACUUGCGGGGCGAGUGGGAGUGUGUCAAGUCGAUUGAGGAGUAG